This is a messenger RNA of Fusarium mangiferae, 1446 nucleotides long. RefSeq lists its product as uncharacterized. Gene Ontology annotation, molecular function: oxidoreductase activity, acting on paired donors, with incorporation or reduction of molecular oxygen; heme binding; iron ion binding. The coding region runs from base 1 to 1446 and encodes 481 amino acids. The record is from RefSeq and is a predicted model, not a curated record. NCBI's taxonomy places the organism in Eukaryota, Fungi, Ascomycota, Sordariomycetes, Hypocreales, Nectriaceae. The transcript is spliced from 6 exons.
AUGGAUAUAUCCCAGAUUGAACCCGUCUUUAUACUUGCUUUCAAUAACAAACUAGCCUUCUUACUGGAAAUCUUGGUCCUUUAUCUUCUCAUUACAGCAAUAUACUACGCCUAUAUCCACCCACUUGCCAAAGUCCCUGGCCCAAAACUAUACACUAUUACUCAAACUCCCUACUUCUACCAUCUUACCCAAGGUAGCUGGUUGGAUAAGCUAAACAAGCUACAUGAUCAAUACGGUCCUGUCGUUAGAUUCGCCCCUAACGAUAUCUCUUUCAUCACUGCCGAUGCUGUUAAAAUUAUUUACGGCUCUAAGGCAAGCGGAUUCGCACCCUUUGAUAAGGAUUUGCGAAUGUAUAGGCAGGGCCACCCAGUUAAGGACAUUGUAACUGCUGGCCAUGAAGAUCAUAAGCGCAUACGUCGCCAUCUGGCAUAUGCAUUUUCGACAAAGGCCCUCCGCGAUUAUGAGAGUAUCUUAAACCAAUAUGCUGAUAAAUUUAUUUUACAGCUUGGUCGGAGGGCAGGUACUGAUGUUGACAUGGUGGCGUGGUUCAAUUACGUUACCUUUGAUAUUACACUUCUCCUUUCAAGUAUUAAGGCAUUUUCUUUUAUGACGGUCAUCGCUCGUUUAGGAUUCGUUCAAUGGAUCCAUUGGUUGAUCCCAACACAGCAGGACCAAACCUUGAAGAAUGACUUGCAAUUUGUUGACCGUGCGGCAUCAACUCGUUUGAGUAUCGGAGGUACCAAAAGUCCGGAUAUCAUGUCUUGUAUUCUUCGUCAUGACGAUGGGAAGGGAAUGUCAAAAGCGGAAAUCCUUGAAAAUGCAAGCCUGCUUAUUGCUGCUGGCGGCGAAACAACAGCCACGCUACUGAGCGGCACAACGUACUAUUUAUUAACAAAUCCUGAUAAGUAUAAGAGGCUAGUUGAUGAGAUUCGCUCUACAUUCAGAUCCGAGGACGAGAUCACUCUGCCUCGAAUAAAUCAGCUUCAGUAUCUGCUGGCUGUUCUCAAUGAAGGUCUUCGCAUAUACCCACCAUCUGCUAGCGGUCUUGCAAGGAUCACACCAUCUGGUGGCAAGAGUAUUGAAGGAUAUUGGAUCCCUGAAAAUACUUCAGUUUCUGUCCCUCAUCAGCCUGCAUACUUAUCGGCUUACAACUUCAAAGACCCGCGAAAGUUUAUCCCAGAACGCUGGUUAGGCCUCGAGAAAUAUGCCAGCGAUAAUAGGGAUGUGCUCCAACCGUUCUCUGCCGGGCCUCGAGAUUGCAUUGGCAAAAGCUUUGCCUAUGCUGAAAUGCGACUGUUAUUGACCCGACUGCUUUGGAAGUUUGAUCUCGAACUUUUGCCAGAAAGCAAAGACUGGAUCGUGCAAAAGGUUUACUUUCUCCAUGAGAAGCCAAAAAUGCAUGUCAGGAUGACGGAGGUUGUCCGAGAGGGCCUGGAAAUAAGUUAG